AUGUGGGGAAAGUCAGCAAACACUGCGCGGACAGAGGAGUUCGCUGAAGUAGCAGCUGCGCGGCGAAGCCCCAGGCGAAGGUCGCCGGGAGAGAAAGCUCGGUCAGGAUCCCCGGGCCAAAAUCCCCACCCGGCCAGCGCUCCGGUUUCCAUAGCAGUGGUUUCUCGUCCGGGAGAGAAAGAGGCUCGCUCCGUAGACUGCUCCAGCCCGCCCAUCCCGUCUCCAUGGCGACGACGCGCACGGUCAAAGCAUGGGGGCCCCAGAGGGACAAUACAGCAGAGUCCGCAGCCUCCGGGCUUCGCGCGCGCGCCCUUUCUCCAGGCCCCACCCUGCCUGUGUCUCCCGAGUCACCCGCCGCGCGCAGCCCCAGGUUACCUCCGCGAUCCUCGCGGCGUCCUCCUGCUCCCACUCAUCGUGCUGCCCAAGCUGGCUCUGGUUCCCAAGCAGUCCUGUAGCGUGGAGGACCCGACCACACAGCCAUGUAGGCCUUCGGUCAAAUGGGACCUAGACUCGUCCACGGAUUAUGAGAUCCCAGUCCCGAGUUUCGCCGCCGCAGGCAGCUCAGACUUCCGGCGCGACAAGCUCGAGCGCCGGCAGGAAGUCAGUGCGGGGGGCGGCCCGCAGGUCAUCUUCAUGCCGCCGCGGACCGCGUAUCACCCGGUGCUCUUCAGCUUAAUGAAUUGCAGUGAAGCAGCUGUGAAAAAAGUCUUACCCAAGAGUCAUUUAUCUCAGGUGAUUAUGCGUGACAACCUCCACGCCCAACGAACCUAUGAGUUGCAGGAGAAAGCGUUGGAGAAGGCCAGGAAAAAGACAAGCCAAUGGUAUGAACAUAUGAAAAAAAAGUUUAUCACGGACCAGCUGAGAAAACUGGGGCACUGGAGACAGGAAUCCAUGAAAAUCCAGCCAUACUUGGAUAGCUUGAGGGCAUAUGAAAUCCAGUUGAAACUGCAGUCUUUCAAGAACAAGUAGCCACCCUAGUCAUGCAGAAUGAUCAAUUAGACCUGGAGAGAAGUAGAAAUAAGCAGAUUACACCAUCAUAGACCAAUAAAGCAGUACCACAGAGAGCAGGAACACAA
Molecule: messenger RNA, 1076 nt
Organism: Chinchilla lanigera (long-tailed chinchilla)
Lineage: Eukaryota; Metazoa; Chordata; Mammalia; Rodentia; Chinchillidae
Product: chromosome unknown open reading frame, human C5orf52
Exons: 5
Coding region: 1-969 (322 amino acids)
Source: RefSeq, a predicted model, not a curated record